AUGGCAGAACAAAGUUCUCGUAUUUCGCUGUCAGGCACCUUCCCUUACAAUGCUUUGAACUCGGAGAAGGACAGUCAUGAUGGGCAACAGCUCCCCAACCAGCAAUACAAGUUGUCAAAUUACAUCAAGAUUGCAACUUUUGAAAUGUUUGGGCAGAUCAAUGGAGAGGAAGUGUGGACAAAAAUGAAUACAACUCUUACAAAUCUGUUCCAAGAGUAUUUUAAGUUAUAUGGUCCAACUGAGCAAGAAGUGCAGCCUGAUGAUGCACCUAGCUUUGAAGAGGACAACAGAGAAAGCUUGAUGAGUUCCUUGAUUGCAGAGAGAAUGAGAAUGAAUGACUGUGGAAUCAGCAUUAGCCCUUCGAAGUCUGAACUUGAAAAGUAUCUUACAGAGGAUAAUGAAGCAAACAACAGCAAAUUCAACAUUCUUGAGUGGUGGAAGGUCAACUCAUCUAGAUUCCCUGUGCUAUCACGUUUAGCUCGUGAUGUCCUAGCUUUCCCGAUAUCUACAGUCGCAUCAGAGUCAGCUUUUAGCACCGGUGGACGCAUUCUUGAUGAGUUCCGAAGCUCGCUCACUCCAUUCAUGGUGCAGGGACUAAUUUGUACUCAGGAUUGGUUGCGAAGAGAAAUUCCUGUUAACAAUGAAGAGAAUGAAGAGCUACUUGCCAACCUAGAGGAUGGGAAUACCAGAAGAACAUCAAGUGUGCCGCCAACCUAA
This is a messenger RNA of Triticum dicoccoides, 717 nucleotides long. RefSeq names its product zinc finger BED domain-containing protein RICESLEEPER 2-like. Bases 1 to 717 code for a protein of 238 amino acids. Lineage: Eukaryota; Viridiplantae; Streptophyta; Magnoliopsida; Poales; Poaceae. Gene Ontology annotation, molecular function: protein dimerization activity. The transcript has 4 exons. The record is from RefSeq and is a predicted model, not a curated record.